AUGCUUCAGGAAGUGAAUGCUGAUUCAAAUCGACAAGAAAGACAAGCUCUUCCUUAUUCCAAUUUCGUCUGUACUAGAGAAGGAUUCAACGCAGAUCCAAAUAGUUGCAAGGUAUUUUACCGAUGUAUAGGUAACGGCAAAGGUGGUUACACACCCAUACGUUUUGAAUGCGGUGAAGGAACAGUUUUUGAUCCCGCAACAACCACCUGUAAUUAUCCUUAUGCUAGCAGCAGAGAAGAAUGUGGAGGAAAUGCUAUUGAGGAAAUAUAUAAACCGAUAUCAGUACCAAUCCAAUCAUCUACAACUGUAACAGUUGCUGUAACCCAAGCAACCGUUGAUUAUUCUAACCCUCUUGCAGGUGUAUGCUCACAGGAAGGCUUUGUAGGAGAUUCCAAAGAUUGUAAAAAGUUUUACAGAUGCGUAUUCAAUGGUCAAGGAAGUUUUAUCAAAUAUGAAUUUAGUUGUGGUACAGGUACCGUAUGGGAUCCACAAAUAUCGUCAUGUAAUUUCCCAGCAGCAGCCAAUAGACCAAACUGUCUUGAGGAACAAGGUACCACGCCCAUUCUUGUUAGAGCUUCAAGUAACAAUAUACAAAACUUUACUUCCUCUAAUCAAAAUUCUUCAUCCUCAUCCCAGCAAAGCUUUCAGAAUUUUACCAGUAGUAGCAGUAGUUUUAAUAAUUCCUCAAGUUCCUCCUCCAGCAGUAGUUCUAGUUCCAGUAGUAGUAGCUCUUCCUCCAGUAGCAACUCUCAACAAGACAAUAACCAAACUGGUUCAAAUACAUCAAAUUUCACAGGGCAAAAUUCUUCAAGUUCUAACCAAGGAAGUAGUAGCUCCUCUUCAAACCAAAAUCAACAGAACCAACAAAGUUCAAGUUCAUCCAACCAAAAUCAACAAAACCAACAAAAUUCUGGAAGUCAACAAGGAGCAAAUGCAUCUAAUCAAAAUCAACAAAAUCAGCAAAGUUCAGGAAGUCAACAAGGCUCUAGUUCAUCAAGUAACAAUCAACAAAGUUCAGGAAGUCAACAAGGUUCAAGUUCCUCUAAUCAAAAUCAACAAAACCAACAAAGUUCAGGAAGUCAACAAGGAUCUAGUUCAUCUACCAACAAUCAACAAAACCAACAAGGUUCAAGUUCUUCCUCGUCAAGCUCCUCCAAUCAAAAUCAACAAAACCAACAAAGUUCAGGUAGUCAACAAGGGUCAAGUUCAUCUAGUAACAAUCAGCAAAAUCAACAAAAUUCAGGAAAUCAACAGGGGACAAGUUCAUCUAAUCAAAAUCAACAGAACCAACAAAGUUCAGGUAGCCAACAAGGAUCUAGUAACAAUCAACAAAACCAACAAAAUUCUGGAAGUCAACAAGGAGCAAGCUCCUCUAAUCAAAAUCAACAAAACCAACAAAGUUCAAAUUCUUCCUCCUCAAGUUCCUCUUCCUCAAGUUCAUCUUCCUCAAAUUCCUCUAAUCAAAAUCAACAAAACCAACAAGGUUCUGGAAGUCAACAGGGGUCAAGUUCCUCUAACCAAAAUCAACAAAACCAACAAAGUUCGGGUUCUUCCUCCUCAAGUUCCUCCAAUCAAAAUCAACAAAACCAACAAAAUGCAGGUAGUCAACAGGGAACAAGUUCCUCAAACCAAAAUCAACAAAAUCAACAAAGUUCAGGAAGUCAACAAGGAUCUAGUUCAUCCACCAACAAUCAACAAAACCAACAAGGUUCAAGUUCUUCCUCGUCAAGCUCCUCCAAUCAAAAUCAACAGAACCAACAAAGUUCAGGUAACCAACAAGGAUCUAGUUCAUCGAGUAACAAUCAGCAAAAUCAACAAAGUUCAGGAAGUCAACAGGGAACAAGUUCCUCUAAUCAAAAUCAACAGAACCAACAAAGUUCAGGUAGCCAACAAGGAUCUAGUUCAUCAAGUAACAAUCAGCAAAAUCAACAAAGUUCAGGAAGUCAACAAGGAUCAAGCUCAUCCAACCAAAAUCAACAAAACCAACAAGGAUCAAAUUCUAAUUCAAGCAACAAUCAACAAAACCAACAAAGUUCUGGAACUCAACAGGAGUCAAGUUCUUCUAAUCAAAAUCAACAAAACCAACAAAGUUCUGGUAGUCAACAGGGAUCUAGUUCAUCCAAUAACAAUCAACAAAACCAACAAAAUUCGGGAAGUCAACAAGGAUCGGGUUCCUCAAAUCAAAAUCAACACAACUCUUCGACGUCCAACGUAAAUCAGCAAAAUCAGCAAGGAUCUUCGUCAAACCAGAAUCAACAGAAUCAACAAGGUUCUUCAAGCACUUCCUCAAACCAAAAUCAACAAAACCAGCAAGGUUCAGGUACAUCCAAUCAGAACCAACAAAAUCAACAAAAUUCGUCAGGUUCCAGUCAAAACCAACAGAACCAACAAGGUUCUAAUACUUCCAACCAGAAUCAACAAAAUCAACAAAACUCUUCGGGCUCUUCAACAAAUCAAAACCAGCAAAACCAACAAAAUGCAUCAGGCUCGAACCAGAAUCAACAAAAUAAUCAGAAUCAACAAGGUUCUACUCAGAACCAGCAAAACUCAAAUGAAGCCCAAAACUCUGGCCAAAUAUCUAACAAUAGAUGUAUUAAAGAAGGUUUUGCUAAAGAUGACGAAGACUGUAAGAAAUUUUACAGAUGUGUAAAUGAUGGUAAAGGACAAUUAAUUAAGUAUGAAUUUACUUGUCCUGAAGGAACGGUUUGGGAUCAAACUGCGCUUUCUUGUAACUAUCCCUCUGCAGUAACUGGCAAAUGCUCACAGCCCACACAUUCACAUCCUACUGAGACUGGUGAAAGUAGUAAUCAGAACCAACAAGGUAACGGAAACCAAAAUCAAAAUCAACAAGGUUCAGGCAACCAAAAUCAACAAAGUACUGGUGGUGAAGGCCAACAAAACUCUAGCAAUCAAAAUCAACAGAGCGGUAGUAACCAAAAUCAACAAGGUUCUGGCAACCAAAACCAACAAGGAGGAAAUAACCAAAAUCAACAAAGUUCCGGCAACCAAAAUCAAUCAGGCGCUAGUAACCAAAAUCAACAAGGUUCUGGAAACCAAAACCAACAGGGUGGAAGUAACCAAAAUCAGCAGAAUGGUAGUAACCAAAAUCAACAAGGAUCUGAAAACCAAAAUCAACAGGGUAGCGGUACUCAAAACCAGCAAGGUUCCAAUAAUCAAAAUCAGCAAGGAUCUGGAAACCAACAAACUACAACUGAGCAGCAAAAUUCUGGACAAAUUUCUAACAACAAAUGUGUUAAAGAAGGAUUUGCCAAAGAUGAAAAAGACUGUAAGAAAUUUUAUAGAUGCGUAAGUGAUGGUAAGGGACAAUACAUUAAAUAUGAAUUUACUUGCGGCGAGGGAACGGUUUGGGACCAAGAUUCACUUUCUUGUAAUUAUCCGUCAGCAGUAACAGGCGAAUGUUCGAAACCCACACAACCUCAGUCUACUGGAGUCAGCCAAGACAAAGACCAGAACCAACAAGGUUCUGGCAAUCAAAAUCAACAAGGCGGUGGUAACCAAAAUCAACAAGGCAGUGGAAAUCAAAAUCAACAAGGAUCGGGCAACCAAAAUCAACAGAACGGUACUAACCAAAGUCAACAAGGUUCUGGUAAUCAAAACCAACAAGGUGGUGGCAAUCAAAACCAACAAGGGGGUGAAAACCAAAACCAACAAGGAUCAAACAAUCAAAACCAACAGGCUGGUAGCAAUCAAAAUCAACAGAAUGGUAAUAACCAAAAUCAACAAAGCUCUGGCAACCAAAAUCCACAGGGCGGUAAUAACCAAAAUCAACAAGGCAAUGGAAAUCAAAAUCAACAAGGAUCUGGAGGCCAAAAUCAACAGGGUAGCGGUAAUCAAAACCAGCAAGGAUCUGGUCACCAACAAACUACAACUGAGCAGCAAAAUUCUGGACAAAUUUCUAAUCAUAAAUGUAUUAAAGAAGGAUUUGCCAAAGAUGAUAAGGACUGUAAGAAAUUUUAUAGAUGUGUCAGUGAUGGUAAAGGGCAAUAUAUCAAAUAUGAAUUUAAUUGCGCUGAAGGAACAGUUUGGGAUCAAGAGGCACUUGCUUGUAAUUAUCCUUCAGCAGUAACUGGCAAAUGUUCACAACUCUCGCAAUCACCAUCUAACGGAGCAGGUGAAGUAAAUAAUCAAAACCAACAGGGAUCCGGAAACCAAAAUCAACAAGAUUCUGGCAACCAAAAUCAACAGGGCGGAGAAAACCAAAAUCAACAAGGCAGUGGAAAUCAAAAUCAACAAGGAUCGGGCAAUCAAAAUCAGCAGAAUGGCACCAAUCAAAGUCAACAAGGUUCCGGUAAUCAAAACCAACAGGGUGGUGGCAACCAAAACCAACAGGGCGGUGAUAACCAAAACCAACAAGGCAAUGGAAAUCAAAAUCAGCAAGGCAAUGGAAAUCAAAAUCAACAAGGAUCUGGAGGCCAAAAUCAACAGGGUACCGGUAAUCAAAACCAGCAAGGAUCUGGUCACCAACAAACUACAACUGAGCAGCAAAAUUCUGGACAAAUUUCUAAUCAUAAAUGUAUUAAAGAAGGAUUUGCCAAAGACGAUGACGACUGUAAGAAAUUUUAUAGAUGUGUCAGUGAUGGUAAAGGGCAAUAUAUCAAAUAUGAAUUUAGUUGCGCUGAAGGAACAGUUUGGGAUCAAGAGGCACUUGCUUGUAAUUAUCCUUCAGCAGUAACUGGCAAAUGUUCACAACUCUCGCAAUCACCAUCUAACGGAGCAGGUGAAGUAAAUAAUCAAAACCAGCAGGGAUCCGGAAACCAAAAUCAACAAGGUACCAGUAAUCAAAAUCAACAAGGUAAUGGUAACCAAAGUCAACAGGGUGGUGAAAACCAAAAUCAACAAGGCAGUGGAAAUCAAAAUCAACAAGGAUCAGGCAAUCAAAAUCAACAGAACGGUACUAACCAAAGUCAACAAGGUUCAGGUAAUCAAAACCAACAGGGUGGUGGCAACCAAAACCAACAGGGCGGUGAUAACCAAAACCAACAAGGUUCAGGAAGUCAAAACCAACAGGGUAGUAGCAAUCAAAAUCAACAGAAUGGUAAUAACCAAAAUCAACAAAGUUCUGGCAACCAAAGUCAACAGGGCGGUAAUAAUCAAAAUCAACAAGGCAAUGGAAAUCAAAAUCAACAAGGCAAUGGAAAUCAAAAUCAACAAGGCAAUGGAAAUCAAAAUCAACAAGGAUCUGGAGGACAAAAUCAACAGGGUAGCGGUAAUCAAAACCAACAAGGAUCUGGUCACCAACAAACUACAACUGAGCAGCAAAAUUCUGGACAAAUUUCUAAUCAUAAAUGUAUUAAAGAAGGAUUUGCCAAAGACGAUGACGACUGUAAGAAAUUUUAUAGAUGUGUCAGUGAUGGUAAAGGGCAAUAUAUCAAAUAUGAAUUUAGUUGCGCUGAAGGAACAGUUUGGGAUCAAGAAGCACUUGCUUGUAAUUAUCCUUCAGCAGUAACUGGCAAGUGUUCACAACUCUCGCAAUUACCAUCUAACGGAGCAGGUGAAGUAAAUAAUCAAAACCAGCAGGGAUCCGGAAACCAAAAUCAACAAGGUACCAGUAAUCAAAAUCAACAAGGUAAUGGUAACCAAAAUCAACAGGGUGGUGAAAACCAAAAUCAACAAGGCAGUGGAAAUCAAAAUCAACAAGGAUCAGGCAAUCAAAAUCAACAGAACGGUACUAACCAAAGUCAACAAGGUUCAGGUAAUCAAAACCAACAGGGUAAUGGCAACCAAAACCAACAGGGCGGAGAUAACCAAAACCAACAAGGUUCAGGCAAUCAAAACCAACAGGGUAGUAGCAAUCAAAAUCAACAGAAUGGUAAUAACCAAAACCAACAAGGUUCUGGCAACCAAAAUCAACAGGGCGGUAAUAACCAAAAUCAACAAGGCAAUGGAAAUCAAAAUCAACAAGGAUCUGGAGGCCAAAAUCAACAGGGUAGCAGUAACCAAAACCAACAAGGAUCUGGUCAUCAACAAACUACAACUGAGCAGCAAAAUUCUGGUCAAAUUUCUAAUAAUAAAUGUAUUAAAGAAGGAUUUGCAAAAGAUGAAAAAGACUGUAAGAAAUUUUAUAGAUGUGUUAGUGAUGGUAAAGGGCAAUAUAUCAAAUAUGAAUUUAGUUGUGCUGAAGGAACGGUUUGGGAUCAAGAUGCUCUGGCUUGUAAUUAUCCUUCAGCAGUAACUGGCAAAUGUUCACAGCCCUCGCAGUCACAAUCUAACGGAGAAGGUGAAGUCAAUAAUCAAAGUCAACAGGGAUCUGGAAACCAAAACCAACAAGGAUCCAAUAAUGGUAAUCAAAAUCAACAAGGUAACGGUAACCAAAAUCAACAAGGUUCUGGCAACCAGAACCAACAGGGUGGUGGAAACCAACAUGGCAAUGGUAACCAAAAUCAACAAGGUUCCGAAAAUCAAAAUCAACAAAGCGGUAGUAACCAAAACCAACAAAAUAAUGGCAACCAAAAUCAACAAAAUAACCAAAGCCCACAGGACAAUGGUAACCAAAAUCAACAAGGCUCCGGUAACCAAAACCAACAGAGCGGGGAUAACCAAAACCAACAGGGUAAUGGUAACCAAAACCAACAGGCUAAUGGUAACCAAAACCAACAAAACGGUGGUAACCAAAAUCAACAAGGAAGCAAUCAAAACCAACAAAACACAUCUGAGCAGCAAAAUUCUGGCCAAGUGUCUAACAAUAAAUGUGUUAAAGAAGGAUUUGCUAAAGACGAAAAGGACUGUAAGAAAUUUUACAGAUGUGUAAGUGAUGGUAAAGGCCAAUACAUUAAAUACGAGUUUACCUGCGCUGAAGGGACUGUUUGGGACCAAGCUACGCUUGCGUGUAACUAUCCCUCAGCAGUAACUGGCGAUUGCUCACAAUCAUCUCCGUCACCAUCCAAUGGAAAUAAUCAGAACCAACAAGGUUCUGGUAACCAAAACCAACAAGGCAGUGAUAACCAAAAUCAACAAGGUAAUGGGAACCAAAAUCAACAAGGGGGUGAAAACCAAAACCAACAAGGUUCAGGCAAUCAAAAUCAACAGGGUGGUAGCAAUCAAAAUCAACAGAAUGGUAAUAACCAAAAUCAACAAAGCUCUGGCAGCCAAAAUCAACAGGGCGGUAAUAGUCAAAAUCAACAAGGUAAUGGAAACCAAAAUCAACAGGGUAAUGGUAACCAAAAUCAACAGGGCAGUGGUAAUCAAAACCAAGGAGGGUCCAAUAAUCAAAAUCAACAAAGUACUGAAAACCAACAACAACAGGGAACUGGUAACCAAAACCAACAAAGUAAUGGGAACCAAAAUCAACAAGGAUCUGGAAACCAAAACCAACAGGACAAUGGAAGUCAAAAUCAAAAUGGUAGCGGUAAUCAAAAUCAACAAGGUUCCGGUAAUAACAAUCAACAGGGAACACAAAAACCAAAUAAUUCGGGUAGUACUGGAUUAGUUACAAACAAAAAAUGUGUUAAAGAAGGUUUUGCAAAAGAUGGUGAUGAUUGUAGAAAAUUCUAUAGAUGUGUUAACAACGGUAAAGGCGGAUACGACAAAUAUGAGUUUACUUGUCCCGAUGGAACUGUUUGGGAUGAAACAAAUCUUUCUUGCAACUGGCCAUUUGCAGUUGCAGGGAAAUGUGGACAAUUAGAGUCCAUCAACAGUAACCAAAACAGUAGUAACCAACAAAAUGGUCCCAACAAUAGCAACAACCAACAAAAUACUGGCACUAAUUCCAAUCAAGAUAAUAACCAACAGAGUGGUGAAUCAAACAAUAAUAAUCAGCAGAAUAUCGGUGAUGGUUCAAAUCAAAACAACAAUCAACAAAGUAACGCAUCAAAUCAAAAUAAUCAACAAAAUGCAGGAAACGGAUCAAGUCAACAAAAUAAUCAAGUAGGAAAUGGAUCUAAUGAUAAUAAUCAACAAAAUACGGGUAAUAAUUCUAGUCAACAAAAUAAUCAGCAAGGUAGUGGAACGAAUAGUAAUAACCAACAAAACACUGGUAAUGGAUCAAAUCAGAACAACAAUCAGCAGGGUACUGGAUCAAAUCAAAACACUCAACAAAAUGCAGGAAAUAAUUCGAAUCAGCAGAAUAAUCAAGGUGGUACAUCCAAUGGUAAUAACCAACAGAAUGUAGGUGAUGGAUCAAAUCAGAACAACAAUCAGCAAAAUAAUGGAUCAAAUCAAAACAAUCAACAAAAUGCAGGCGACGGAUCGAACCAGCAAAAUAAUCAAAGUGGAAGUGGUUCUAACCAAAAUAAUCAACAAAACACAGGAGAUAAUUCCAGUCAACAAAAUAAUCAACAAGGUGGCGGAUCCAAUAAUAAUAACCAACAAAACAUCGGUGACGGUUCGAAUCAAAACAACAAUCAACAGGGAACUGGAAAUAAUGGAAAUAAUCAACAAAAUGCCGGUAGUGGAACAAAUCAAAACAACAAUCAAGGAAAUAACCAACAGGGAUCAUCUAACCAACCAAAUGUUUCAAGUGGAGUAGGAAGUACUUGUUCUAAAGAAGGCUUUUUAGGAGAUCCAAACGACUGCAGAAAAUUUUAUAGAUGUGUUUCGAAUGGACAAAAUGGAUACAUAAGGUACGAAUUUUCUUGUGGAAAAGAAACCGUAUGGGAUCCCAAUAGCAUCACCUGCAAUUAUCCAUGGGCUGUAACGGGAAAAUGUUAUUCUGCUACUGUUCCUUCAGGUCCUACAGCCACAGAGGACCCAAUUUACACCAUCGAACCGCCAGAAAUUGUCAGUGUCACCAACGGACCCGAGCAGCCCGUAGAACCAAUAAUCACACCAGCUACUGAAGCUCCAGUGGGCACUGUAACGAAACCGUGCCCCAUUGGCGAGCUCGAAGGCAAUCAAUUAACCUUAAUCUGUCCAACCGGUUUCCGAAGACACCCAAGAUACUGCAACCUGUUUUACCAAUGUACUACGAGCAAAAAUGGACAUGACUUUAAAGUACUAGUAUUAAGCUGUCCCGAAGGAUUAAUAUUCGACGACAAAAAGGUGCAAUGCUUACCUCAGAAUGAAACUAGUACUUGCCAAGGCGAAAUUGCAUCCAGUACUCUUUAUAGAACCCUGGAAGCAAAUUCUAUACCACCAUUGCAGAUAUACAAAAAAGAUACUAUGUGUCCCUCAGAUGGAAACUAUCUCCUAGAUCCAUCAGCUUGCAGCAAUAACUUCAUCAAGUGUGAAAAAUCGAAUAGCUCAUCUCGAAUGGAAGGAUAUAUGUACAAGUGUCCCGAAGGAUUCUCGUUCUGGAGAAUCAGCCGAAGAUGUGAACGAAAUUAUAGACUUCUAGACUGUGGAAAUCUUAACAACGAAAACUCUAACUGGGAUAUGCCCAUCGAAUACGAAAACGUCUCUUUAAGAAGACGGAAAAGUGCGUAUGCUGAGUGGUAA
This is a messenger RNA of Diabrotica balteata, 9393 nucleotides long. Lineage: Eukaryota; Metazoa; Arthropoda; Insecta; Coleoptera; Chrysomelidae. The record is from the annotation of a GenBank genome assembly.